CGUCCGCGCGGUUUCAAGUCUUUCUUCUCUCUCCCCCCCCACCUCUUUUUCUCCUCCUCCUCCUCCUGAAGCCGCCGCCUUCUUUCGCUGCUCCGCUUCCCAUCUUCUUUCUCAGCCAGCCAUGGAGGCAUUUCCAGUCGGGGACGAGCUGGGCAGCACCCCAGAACCCACCAUUUUGCAACCUGCCGGGACUGCUCCCGCGCCGGCUUAUCCUGCCCUCGAGUCGCAACAAGGCGAGCACCUGCGCGUCGGGGAGGACGUCCAAUUCAGCGAAGAGGUGGAAGACCGAGGUUUGCUAGAAAGCAGUACAAGAUUAAAACCUCAUGAAGCUCAAAACUAUAGAAAGAAAGCAGUGUGGGUUUCGUGGGCCUCCAUUGUUGUUACGCUGGCUCUGGCGGUAGCUGCUUUCACUGUCUCUGUAAUGAGGUACAGUGCUUCAUCAUUUGGAUUUGCAUUUGAUGCUACUUUGGAUGUGUUGUCUUCAGUGAUAGUUCUGUGGCGUUACAGCAAUGCAGCAGCAGUUCAUUCGGCACACAGAGAAUAUAUAGCUUGUGUCAUCUUGGGCGUGAUAUUUCUUCUGUCCUCUUUAUGUAUAGUGAUCAAAGCCAUCCAUGACCUUGCAACUAGGUUGCUUCCAGAAGUGGAUGACUUUCUAUACAGUGUUUCAAUUUUAAGUGGAAUCCUUUGUACUACUUUAGCAGUGAUCAAAUUUAUGUUGGGGAAGGUGCUUACAAGCAGAGCAUUGUUAACAGAUGGUUUCAACUCUCUGGUAGGAGGAAUUAUGGGCUUUUCCAUCCUCCUGAGUGCAGAGGUUUUUAAGCACAAUGCUUCUGUUUGGUACCUGGAUGGAAGUAUAGGAGUUCUGAUUGGACUUACAAUAUUUGCUUAUGGUGCCAAGCUGCUUAUGGAUAUGGUUCCCCGUAUACGGCAAACACGUCAUUAUGAAAUGUUUGAAUGAAGGCAACUCAGCUAUUGGACUGAAUUCAUUUUGCAGGAUUUGAAAACAUCCUACAUCCUGGCAAGUGGGGCCAGUCCUACUUGCAAGAUUGAAUUUUGCUGUUGUUCAUGUUAUUUUUGCAUCAUCAUUCAAGGGGAAACCAAUCUGUACAAAUAGGCAAAUACAUGCACUGCUUGGAUCUCUCCAAUCACAUUUGGCAUAUGCUCCCCCAAAUCCAGCAAGCUGCAAUAGAAAUGAAUAAGACUUCUAAUCCUUUUUGCUACAUGUUGUAAGUGAUCAGGCCUCUCAAGUCACUUGACAGCUGCCCAUUUAAAGGGGCCAAAUUAAGAAGAGUCCCAGUCUGACUGUGACUGUUUAGAGACAAACAGAUACCAUGGAGCUUGAGUUUCUCCAGGAAAAGGGACUAAUCUUUUAGUUCUGUUAUUCCUAAAAUUCACAAUGGAUGAAGGGUAGCACCUCAUUAGUGUCUUGUCAAGUCAAGGGUGUUUACACAUGGUUACCAACAGAUCAGAUUUGCUAUUUUUAUUGAUUCAGUAUUAAAAAUAUGAAGUAUUUUCUUCCUACGAGAUGCCACAGUUUCAAUAAAAGGUGCAAUUCACCCCCUCAGCUGCUCAAUAUCCCAAAUUUUAGGACAUGGUUUAAUUUCAUAGUUUUAUUGAAGUAUUUAAAAUAUGUCUCUCUCCUUCUCCCCAUUCCCUCUUUCUCUCUGUUUCUCUCUCUCUCUCUCUCUAUUUAUAUAUAUAUAUAUAUAUAUAUAUCAAGCAACACAUAUUAAGCUGCACAGUCAAAAUAAGCACAAAGUGUUCAUGUACAGUUAAAAGCCAAAAAAGGAUUGAGGUUUAAUGUGUUGAUUUAUAUUAUGCACUUAUGUAGCAGUAUGUCUGGCAAAAACACGGGUGUCCUGUGGAAAUCAUGGUUCCAUUCUGACAGUAAUGUUGACUCUAACUAUGAAGAGUUAGGCUUUUCUAUAGAUAUUCACGUGCUCAUGUUAUUUAACAUCUGGGUUACAAAAUCCAUUUCCCAUCUUGUAUAAUAUAUAAAAUGUUUCUUGUUUUAUAAAGGACCUAUAAGUAACCUUUAAAAAAGCGGUGUAAAUAGUACAUUAAAUUGAAAGUCUUCCUGUACAGAAGCACCUCCCAUAGACAGGUUAUUUCUGUCAUUUUUUGUAGGUGGAAUGUUUUAGCACAAAUUUAACAUAUGGUUAAGUAAAUUAUGUUCUGAAGUUUACUGCUUAAUCCACACGUGUUAUUAGCUCCAGUAGUUUGAAAAUGGUGCAUUUGUAAAGAGGACAAAGUAAUUUUAUAUCUGGCAAAAAGUGAAAAGUUUAUUGGAAGUAUGUAUAUUGGUGUGGAAUAAUGAUUUGCAGAGGGGCAUCAAAUUUGCAAAUGACACCCUCUACUGUCAUUUACUGGUUUCUUGCUUCUAUAUGCCAUGUUUAGCUGAAUGUAUUUUUGUGGAAAUGCAAAUAGAAACUGAUAGAAGGAAUAUUUAUUUCAUUUCAUUUCAUUGAAUCAGAUGCAAUCUCAAUUAUCUGUUUGAAGGUGUUUCCAUAGGAAUAUUAAUCUCUCCAGUACACUUCAUCACCUCGGACAAAAAGUGUCCAGCCUUGUGGUAAUGUUUUUUAUUCCAUGCAGUCUUCUGAAAUAAAUGCAUUGAACAUGA
This is a messenger RNA of Pantherophis guttatus, 2620 nucleotides long. RefSeq names its product transmembrane protein 163 (gene TMEM163). Gene Ontology annotation, molecular function: zinc ion binding. Gene Ontology annotation, cellular component: synaptic vesicle membrane. The record is from RefSeq and is a predicted model, not a curated record. Lineage: Eukaryota; Metazoa; Chordata; Lepidosauria; Squamata; Colubridae.